UGCCUGUAUGGAGAUGCAAAAGUUCUGGUGGCCCGGCUAUGAGAUGCAACUCGUUGAACGGCUGCAGAGACAACAAAACAGCUCCCAGUUCUGUGAUACCCUGCUGCAAGCAGAAGGUAUCUCAGUCCCGACCCACAGCUGUGUCCUUGCAGCUCUCAGCCCUUACUUGUGUCUGAGGCUCUCCACCUCUCCGUCUCCUCCAUCUGGACAGAGACGACUGCUCCAGCUGCAGACGGUGAGCUCCCAGACGUUGUUGAAGCUCGUCGUCCUCCUGUACUCUGGGAAGCUGGAAGUGAGAGGAAGCAAGGAGCAGAACGAUGUGCUGGCUGCGGCCUACCAGCUCGGGAUCGGACAUCUUGUCUUCAGGGAUAAAGACAGGUGUGUGAAAUGUGGAGAUCUGCUGAACAGUAGGCAGAGUGUUGGAGAACCCUCAGAGGAUGGGACUCAUGCAGAAGAAACCAGACAGAAGAGCAGAGGCCUGAGAAUGCAGGAUCAACAAGUUCAGGCUGAGAUGAACAACAAGAGAGAAAACGAUCCUCGCGUUAAUAAAAAAUGUUUCGUUUCUGUUGCUACACAGACAGUAAAAGCUGGUGUCUCAUCAGGGUUCAGCUCUGCUCCUGAUCAAACACUGGAGUGUCCGUCUUCCAUCCCUCCGCAGCCUCAGAGCGUCACACGCAGUGAACAGCUCAUUCAGUCUACAGUCGGACCACCCUCCAUCAGCGAAACAAAUUCUACAUCUGUUGCAACUUUAUCCACUUCAUUCAGUGACGACCCGAGCUCCCCAAGAUUUCAGGGGGAAAACGUUUCCAAACAGCCGACCGAGGCUGGAGAUGUCACGUUCGUUCUGAACGACGACGAUGAAACAAGWCGGGAGAACAGAGAAGCAAACGGCCCGAUGACCGAGGAUGCAGGACAGCUGAGAGAUGAGAAAACACCUGAAGAAGAGAGAAAGUCUGCAGGAAAGAGAUGCACAGGAGGGAAAAGCCUCAAAACUAUGAAACGGAUGGAAACCACACAGAUUUCUCUCAWGGUGAAGUUGAGGCGGACCACUGAGACAAAAGUCUGGAGGGUUGUGAGCGUGCAGCAGGAAGGCGAGACGCCGUGUCCUCUUCCUUCAGAGAAGCAGGACGGCUCUAAUCCCAGAAGUCCUCGGAUGGACCAAACCUCUGCUUCCUCUGUCCUCCCAGUGCAGGACACAGAGACCCCUAACGUCCACCCUGUUCUCGACACGUCCCCACAACCACCAGAACAUGACGACAUGAACUCAGAACCGCAGUCGGACGUGAACCYGGACCACAGCAGUGUCCUGGAGCCGCUGCCUCAGGGUUCUGUGGAGGACCCGGUCCCGGACCCGGAUCUGAUCCCUGACGAGGGCAUAGACAGGAUGCUGGACGAAAUCUUGAUGAGCUUGAAUAUGCUGCCUAGCUUGAACGAUGACUGUCAGACAGCACAGACGGGCCACGAUGGAGAGCAGAACCUCUGCCAGCGUCUGGAGAACCGAGCCGGGUCAGCACACGAGCACGCAGRAUGUGAUUUCUACAAGAGUUUUAGGAUACAAAGUGUCCCCUCAUCAGCUGAUGCAGGUGAAUUUUAUGAUUCAGUGGCUGAAGAUGAGUCGGUGUUUCCUCAAACAACAGGGUCCAUAUUACCCUCGACUUGUGUCCUCAGAGAACCAAAACUACAUUUCCCCAGAUCACAGCCCCUGUCCUCCCAGGAAGAUUUGUCCUUUCUUCAUUUAUUACCUGUGUCCCGUGAAGAUGAGCCUCAGCCCGAGCUGAUGUCUUUCUCAUCCUGUCUGAAUGAACUGAGACUUCCUUGUCCACUUUCUCCCUUAGAGCCUCGCAGCCCUGAAGCUCAGCAGCCUCAUCCUAUCCUCCCUGAAAACCACGCCCAGCGGUCCUCUCACAGGCCAGCCUGGUUCACGGAGACAUCCUUGCCUCUACACUUUCCUCUCCACGCUCUCACAGAAAAUAAAUCACAGGGUUCCAGCACCGGCUGUGGUUCAGAGCAGCUCUGCGCCGGCUGGAAACCAAACGACGGGGACACCUGUGCAGAAACUGGGGAUACAUCCCAAACGGAAGAAAGAUCUGAGCCUAAAAAGAUGAAGGAAAGGAAGAGAGUUGCUCCAGGAGAUGCUGCAGCAGUGCUCAAAAAGAGAAGGAAAAGAUGCAGAAGCGUCACGCAGGACCCUCUGAAUCAGUAUCUGGAAUGUACGACUCCGACUUCUCGCUCAGUGAGUCUGUCGAGCAGCAGUGUGUCGGCCGCAGAAAGGAAAACAAACAGGAUAUCCUUAGACGAAACUGUAGAGGACAAUCCCAGAACGGGUGGAAAUGGCACGGAGCAGGCUCCGAUCCAGAGCAGGAGCUUUAAGAAGAGAUCUCAGGAGAAAAAAACCAACAAAAUCCCAAAGAAAUCUGUUUUAACACCUGCGGUCUGCAAAACUGAAGCCAAAAAAAAGCAAGGCCCAAAGCGCGGACCUGGAAGGCCUCAUAAAAUACAGCUCGACCCGCUUUCUCCCGAGGACYGGAACCGCAGCGAGACCGGCGAGCAGCAGGCCUCGCCAAAGCCAGAGGCCAGGGAUGGAGGGAGGAAACAGCGCACGAAGGCGAGGAGGCCUCCGAGCGAAGUGAAGAAAACCAAAAGCAACGAGCGCGCCGGAGAGAACGCCGCCGCCGCCAAAGAUCCCGAAACGCACAAACAGUCGCUGAUGACCACGCUGAAGGAGUUCCAGAAGUUCUUAACACGACAAAGAAAGRAGUCGACAGAAAGCCGAAUGAACGAGCCCGCAGAGGAGAGGAGAGGCGCAGCAAACGGUUCGAACAGUGAGGCAGAGCUGGAGAUCAAAGAAAGUGUCGAGAUUCAAGAUCCUGAUAAAAAGGUUUUAUCAACCUCAGCUGCAGCUCAGAGCAACAAAUCAAAUCACGAUGACCCCAACAGCUCCACAGGUCAGAAGAUGAGUUCUGAUGAUGUCACGGACGUGAUGGAGCCGUCAUGUGACCCGCAGCAGCUGCUGAAGAACGAAGCAGGAGCGUCGAGUUGGACUGGAGGAUCCGAAGCUGGUCCGUCUGUGAUCAGCGACGAUGCUUGUCACCUCGACGCCAAACUGCCUGAAACAACCAGGGAAGUUUCGUCCCAGAGAACCGGUCCUCCUUCGUCAGGAGCCAACGAGCUCAUYGUGACCCCUCGCCACGACCAUGAGGAAGACGAUGAAGAAGAGGAGGUGGAUGUUGUGCUGGUCUCCUCGGACAAAGCACAUCCUGGUGGAGCGUGUGAAAGCAUGAAAAUAGAAGUGAUACCCGAUGAAGACGAAGAGGAAGAGGUUGAUGUGACUGGAAAUGAAGAGGAAGACGAUGAAGAAGAGGAGGUGGAUGUUGUGCUGGUCUCCCCAGACAAAGCACAUCCUGGUGGAGCGUGUGAAAGCAUGAAAAUAGAAGUGAUACCCGAUGAAGAUGAAGAGGUUGAUGGGACUGGAGAUGAAGAGGAGUGACUUUUUUAUGUGUGCAUUGUUUGUUAUAUUGUUUGUUCAGCACUUUUGUAGUUUUUUUUAUU
Austrofundulus limnaeus is the source of this 3549-nucleotide messenger RNA. RefSeq lists its product as uncharacterized. NCBI's taxonomy places the organism in Eukaryota, Metazoa, Chordata, Actinopteri, Cyprinodontiformes, Rivulidae. Gene Ontology annotation, molecular function: protein binding. Gene Ontology annotation, biological process: positive regulation of transcription elongation by RNA polymerase II. The record is from RefSeq and is a predicted model, not a curated record.